Messenger RNA from Heterobilharzia americana, 1068 nucleotides. Lineage: Eukaryota; Metazoa; Platyhelminthes; Trematoda; Strigeidida; Schistosomatidae. The record is from the annotation of a GenBank genome assembly.
AUGUUACUCAAAGUACUUCAAUACCGUGUUUAUUUUAUUAAUCCUUUUGUUCAUUUUUACUACAGGAAACAGAGUAAAUCAAACACACAGUCGGACACAUCUCAACGAUUACCUGUAUCAUGUGCAAACAGCUCUGCAUUCAGCCAAAGAGGCGAAUCAUCGAACAACACUCUCAAAUCAUCUAUACAUAAUCGCUCAGAGUGGGUCGAUAAGUAUUCAAAAUUGAGUCGUUCUCAUCCAACAAGACGAAAUCGAGGCCAUUUAUCAAAAAGUCUAAGUAUUUGUAUGGAUAGCACAGAAAUAACAGAUUCCGUUGCCAAUCUACCGAAAGAGGUAAUUCCACUCAAUUUCCAUGCUGAUCUAGUGAAUAAGACUGAAGUUGUUCCGAACUGGUUGUUGCUACCAGAUGAAUUAUGGCUUGAAGUCCUACGACUCGUGAGUCCGGUAGAUCGAGUUCGUGUUGCUCAAACCUGUCGACAUCUAUCCAGACUAUCAAUGGACCAUUCACUAUGGCGAGUUAUUCAUUUACACCGGCAACGCAAUUUAACUGAUGCAGAUUUGGUAAGAAUUGGAAACCUUAAACCCAGAGAACUACGUUUCACCUAUUGUCGAGGUGACAGUUUGACGGCUUCAGGAUUGAAACGUAUGUUUCUUGUUUGUGGUCCAGGAUUGCAAAAGUUAUCUUUAAUUGGUUGCACUAAAGGACCAUUUGAUCAUGAUCUACCGCUUCGGCUAGUUGCAGAUCACUGUCAUAAUCUAAAACAUGUCAAUGCUAGUUAUACACAAGCAGUACGUGAUCAAACUGUUAUUGCUCUAGCCAAAUCUGCUACACAUUUAAUCAGUGUAAAGCUAAAUGGUGCACAACAAAUAAGUAAUGCUGCUAUCCAACAGUUGGUUCAUUAUCAUCAACGUACUCUUGAACGUUUGGAGUUGUUUGGUUGUUUUCGCUUGAAUUCAAGUAUUUUUGCUCUAUUGGGUCGUUGUCAAGAAUUGAGAGCAUUGGCCUUUGGACAUCUUCAUCAUCUGUCCUCAGAUGGUCUACUGGAACUUGUAAGCAAAGUAAGUUGA